This is a messenger RNA of Dibothriocephalus latus, 396 nucleotides long. The record is from the annotation of a GenBank genome assembly. NCBI's taxonomy places the organism in Eukaryota, Metazoa, Platyhelminthes, Cestoda, Diphyllobothriidea, Diphyllobothriidae.
AUGACACCAAUUGACGUCAUCGACGACCUUCCAAUAUAUCUGUUCCCUCGUUCUUUUCCCCACAAGAAGUUCUGCCAGCGGGGCGGCGAACCGGAUAUCAUCGCAACUGCCAAACGCGUUCUCAAUGACUUCCAACGCGGAAAACUGCCCUAUUUUGCAUUAGGUGAAAUCUUCGAGGGUGAAGAAACUAGCAUUGAGGACGAGCAGGGAGACGAAGAAGUUUUAGAGAAUGAGCAAAAGGAAGAGGAAAUGGAGGAUGACGAGGACGCCAGCUUCGAUUUAGCGCCGCACUCCGAGGAUGAGCUAGAGGAGACGCAAAAGGCUGCAGAGGAGGAGGUUGAGGCUGCCGGUGGCCUUUCCAAGAGCCGCCAACGUCAGCUGGAACGUGCCCUGAGG